Messenger RNA from Pezoporus flaviventris, 1294 nucleotides. Its product is annotated as mucin-2-like. The record is from RefSeq and is a predicted model, not a curated record. The coding region runs from base 218 to 1294 and encodes 358 amino acids. Lineage: Eukaryota; Metazoa; Chordata; Aves; Psittaciformes; Psittacidae. The transcript has 3 exons.
GGACAUCGGUGCAGCACCUUCCCCCGGGAAAGGGGAGUAGUGGAGUAGUGCCCGCCAGUGCCUCCUCUCCCUGCCCGCUGGAAUGAGGAAGUGGCUCCUGCCACCUUCAAACGUCACUCGGCACCGUAGUUCCACUGCUGGCACCAUUCGCUGGCCCUGUAUCCCUGAGUGCAGGGACUUUGUCCCCACUUAGGGAGUGGGGGUGCUGGCUCUGGACAUGGCUGGGCAGAGAGGAGGGCUGCCACUGCUGCUGUUGAGCCUUGCCGUGCUGGACCUCACGCUGGCGACUACCGUCACAGAUGUGACAGCAACCAUGUCCACGAGUGUCCCUACCUCCCUGACACCUAUGGAGACCUCAGCACUGCUGCCCACCACUGACCCCACCACUGCAGCCACUCUCCCUCCCUCCAGCUCUGAAUCCUCUACCCUGGAGAGGUCCAGUACAUCACUGGAGACCAGCAGCUUCUCACCAUCCACCACGCCUACUGUCACUGCAGCCACCCUCCCUCCCUCCAGCCCUGACACCUCCACCAUGGGUGCUUUCACAGCCAGCAUUGUGCCUCUGAGGAGCAGCCCAGCAGCCUCCAGCAUGACCACACCACAGGUGACUGGUAGCACAGCCCUCAGCACUCCCGAUGGCACCUCGGUACCACCUGAGCCCACCCAAACAAGGCUAGGGCUCACCACCAGCACCCCGACACCAGCUCCGGCGGCUACGACAUCCAAUGGUACUGAUUCAACCACUGUCACGUCUGUGGGGACCGGUACGGCAUCGGCUGUCAUAUCGUUUGGAGUCGAAAAGAACACACUGCCUCCCUCCGACUCUGCUCCUCUCUCCUCCACCGGAGCGGGCACCACGUUUGGUAUCACCACCCGCCAAGAGCCAGCCGUGGCCACACUGCUUGGCAGCACAUCGCUAGGGACCGGCAGCGCCUCUUUCCACACCGCAGCAGCACCGACAGUCACUUCGGAUGAGCCCCAUUGGACCGCGUCGGACACCACGGCCACCGCCGUUACCAGCACGGGGGGCCCCGGGAGCACCCCCACCCAACUGGCCGAGACCACGGCCGGGACCACCGCUGGCGCCGCCUCCGAGACCCCCAGCUCCGCCGCGGGAGGCAAGGACGGCACGGUCCCUGGCUGCAGUGGUGGCCCUGCCGGCCUGCCCUGCCUGCUGUUCCGGGCUCCUCUGGGUCCAGCUGUGCAGCUGAUGUCUGCUUGGCAUCGCGCCGCUCCCUGGGAGUAUCUGUGUCGGGUGGAAACCCCCCCAUUGCUGCCAACACCUAGGGAGUGA